CACCGCGUAGCGUGUUCCGUACAAUGUGUACGGAAGUGUUACUAUUACUAUACUGCUUCUAGCCUCUGCUGCUGUUCUACAAAUUGUGCAACACUUGUUCAUUAGGAAUAAGGCCCUAUUGUUAUCAAUUUUCAGGCAGCCACCCCUGACAGUUUUUACACUAUGACUCUAUAAUGAUUUGUCUUCGUAGAAAGCACCGGAAAAGUUGUCAAAUUCAGGCUUGACCAAUAUUUAAAGCGAGUCAGAGGAAGUCCAAUAUGAGUUCUCAGGAUGUACUGAAGAAUGCGUCAACUCUAGCAUCGUAUAAUGUGUUGCUACAGGUGAUGUUUCGUGUCUUCACUUUCUUGCUGAAUGCAUUCACACUGCGGUUUGUUUCCAAAGAGCUGAUUGGUGUGGUCAACGUCAGGCUUACACUACUGUACUCCACAUUAGUAUUUUUAUCCAGAGAAGCUUUCCGGAGAGCCUGUCUGAGUGGGGUAUCGGGGACGAACCACAGCUGGAGACAAAUAAUCAACCUUCUAUGGCUGACGUUGCCUCUGGGUGUGUUAUGGGCAGCCCUGCUUGUUUGUGUGUGGCUGUGGCUCCUAGAGGUCCCAGACCCCCAGACUAUCCCGUACUACGGCCCUGCAGUGGUGUUGUUUGCUUUGUCAGGAGUACAGGAGCUCCUGGCUGAGCCCCUCUGGGUCCUAGCUCAAGCUCACAUGUUUGUCAGACUGAAGGUGGUCGCUGAGAGCUUAGCAAUGAUUGCUAAGUGCAGUAUAACCGUGGUGCUGGUGGUGUUUGCACGUGAAUGGGGCCUUUACAUCUUCUCUGCUGCUCAUUUGGUGUACACAGGAUCCGUGGUGCUGUGCUACGCUGUUUACUUCAUUCGUUUCUUGGGCUCUAAAGAGGCAGCCGAGAAGGGUUUUCCUCUGCACUGUGUUGGAGAUCUCUUGCCCUGUAGAGCUGAUGGAGAGCCGCUGGUUGAUUGGACUCUGGCACGGCUCACAUGGAGCUUCUUCAAGCAGUCCUUUCUGAAGCAGAUCCUGACGGAGGGUGAGCGCUACGUCAUGACCUUCUUGAACGUCCUCAGCUUUGGAGACCAGGGAGUUUAUGAUAUUGUCAAUAAUCUGGGCUCCAUGGUGGCUCGCUUCAUCUUCUUGCCUAUCGAGGAAAGCUUCUACAUCUUCUUUGCCAAAGUGCUGCAGCGAGGACGUGAUGUCAAAAGUCAGAAAAGGGAAGACAUUGCUAUUGCAGCAGAGGUCCUGGAGUGUCUGCUGAAACUGGUGCUGGUGGUUGGUCUGAUCAUCUCAGUGUUUGGCUACGCCUAUUCUCACUUGGCUCUGGACAUUUAUGGCGGCUCUCUACUUAGCAGUGGGGCAGGGCCCACUUUGCUGCGAUGCUACAGCUGCUAUGUUCUGCUGCUCGCUGUAAAUGGUGUAACAGAGUGCUUUGUAUUUGCUGCUAUGAGCCAAGAAGAAGUUGACAAGUAUAACUUGGUGAUGCUGGCUCUCUCUGUGUCUUUCCUGUUCCUGUCCUACAUGCUGACCUGGUGGUCUGGCAGUGUUGGCUUCAUACUAGCAAACUGCCUUAACAUGGGCCUCCGCAUCUUACACAGCCUGCUUUACAUACACCAAUACUUCCAGUCCAGUCAAUGGAAACCUCUGCGAGGCCUGUUGCCCUCCCCGUUCCUACUACUGGCACUUGCUGUCAGUGGCGUUGUCACAGCGCUGUCUGAGGGUGUGUUCUGCUGUGACGGCGGCUGGUCGCUAAGGCUGGUACAUAUCGGUGUAGGAGCAACGUGUCUGCUUGGUGUGUUUGUGGCGAUACUUCUCACAGAGACUCGGCUCAUUCAGUUCAUAAGGACUCAGCUCUUGCCCCAAUACAGAAAGAAACACACUUAAAUUAGACUGGAUAUUGGUGAACUGGACUGGAAAAAAGAUUCUGUUGCACAACAAACGUUCUAACGAGAGCUGCUGAUUGACAGUUACUGACUGAGUGAAAGCAUCGAGGGAACAACUUUUUUUAAUUGACCUCGUGUGUGUGUGUGUGUGUGUGUGUGUGUGUGUGUGUGUGUGUGUGUGUGUGUGUGUGUGUGUGUGUGUGUGUGUGUGUGUGUGUGUGUGUGUGUGUGUGUGUGUGUGUGUGUGUGUGUGUGUGUGAUGCUGAUAUGUUUUCACUUGAUAAUUCCUGUGUUUGCUUAAACAAGUAUGAACAAACAUGUCAUGACUGUUUUUGGCCGAUAAAGAAAUGAAUGUAUUUUAAGAAAACAGUUGAAUUUGUUACUGGAAUAGAUUGCAAUACAUGAUAAUACAAGACCAACACAUUCAUGUUUGUGGUGUCAUAAUUCAUUUAAUGUAAAAAUAUGAAUUUAUAAACUAAGCAGUCAGGUUUAAAAAAAAAAAUUCUGUUUCAGACUCCACAAACAAAGCAUAAUGGUGCAUCUCCGCUUGAAGUUUGUUAAUUAUAUUUAAUUGUUAUUGUAAAAUGUUUGGUGACAAUUGGGGGAGCAUAGACUUUCAACAGCACGGGUUUGCACUCUACGUCUGCACCAGCUUUUUGACAUAUUUUACUUUAUGGGUUUCAGUUCAGAGAUUAUCUGACAUGUUGCUUGGAAACACUUGUUAUUUGUUUGUCCUUCCUUUAUACUUAUCGCCACUGAGGUCUAAAUAAUGAUGUCAUUUUGGAUAAUGAGCAGGUAGGGAGUGGAACAGCAUUGUUCUCCUCACAGCUCCUUUUUUUCAGGCAUAGUAUAAAGUUUGUUGUGAAGUUUGAUAGACUACUUAUCUAGUGGGCCAUAUCUUUUGAACUUUGAGUCCCAUGUAUGUGGCUUGCUUAUUACCGGGGGGAGGAAACACAGACAGGAAUUUGUCAUAUUCUUACAUCACUGGGAUUUCUUUAGGGACAUGUAAUGCCACAAGUUGUAG
Messenger RNA from Cottoperca gobio, 2906 nucleotides. It is a transcript of the gene rft1, whose product is annotated as RFT1 homolog. The transcript is spliced from 10 exons. Gene Ontology annotation, biological process: glycolipid translocation; dolichol-linked oligosaccharide biosynthetic process. The coding region runs from base 258 to 1883 and encodes 541 amino acids. The record is from RefSeq and is a predicted model, not a curated record. Lineage: Eukaryota; Metazoa; Chordata; Actinopteri; Perciformes; Bovichtidae. Gene Ontology annotation, cellular component: endoplasmic reticulum membrane.